GGCCGUUCUUCACCCGUACGACCCUUCCCGCUUCCCCCGUGGUCACAACUCUUUAUUCUUCUCUUGAGGCAGCUUUUUGCAAAUCUUUUGAUUGUCUGGGGCUCAGUUGCCAUCUGCCUCCUCCAGCGUCAGAAACUCGCCAAAGGGGAUCACGUGAUCCUGGGACAUUGCAACCAACAUAAGUACAUGCCAGUUGCCGAGUGUCUGAAUUUUGAUCACGUGACCACGGGGAAGCUGCAACGGUCGUAGGUGUGGAAAUCGGACCUAACUCAUUUUUCCCGCGCCCUUGUAACUUCAAAUGGCCGUUAAACAAAUGGUUGUAAGUUGAGGACAACCUGGGACCCUGAAGGUCAUCUAGCCCAGCUCUUGCCCAGGGGAAGAGAGAGAUUGGGGACAGAGGACCACUUAGCCGCUGCUGAAGAACCUUCGUGAUCGUUGUCCUCUUCUAAUUGUUUUGCCCCGAAUGGGAGACCAGCAACCCUCCGCGCCCCCGCAUGCCCCCCCACCCCCGUCCUGCAUUGGGGGGCCUCUUCCAGUAAAGCCGCCCCCUCUGAUGUCCUUGUAGUUAUCUCGAAAGACGCCAGGAGCCCCAAACCCUUUGUCUUCACCAUCCAUUCCCAGCAGAUGAACCACCCAUCCCAGUCGCUGGACGUCGCCACGGAUACGCUGGAGGAGCUGAACGACUGGGUGGCCAAGAUCCGGGAGGUCACGCAGAACGCAGACGCUAGGAUGCAGGAAGGGAAGAUCAUGGAACGGAGGAAGAAGAUUGCCCUGGAGCUGUCAGAGCUGGUCGUUUAUUGCCGCCCGGUGCCCUUCGAUGAGGAGAGUAAGUGGCUUCGUCCCAACUUCUGCUUCAGGACAGGCUGACCAGAGGCUGGGAUUUAUUUAUAUGUAUUUAUUUGGCAUAGGGCAUUUACAGACGUCAUCUAAUCACUGAGACCACAAUUGAGCCCAAAAUAUCUGUUACUGCAGCUGCUAAUAACA
Messenger RNA from Thamnophis sirtalis, 984 nucleotides. NCBI's taxonomy places the organism in Eukaryota, Metazoa, Chordata, Lepidosauria, Squamata, Natricidae. The record is from RefSeq and is a predicted model, not a curated record.